AUGGCCGAGACGAGCCAGCCGCUCGCCGAGAAAACGGAGUUGCAGAUUCUUCUGGAGGAGAAUGAUGUCAUGCGACGCGAAAUCGAGGCUCUUCUCCAGGCCAAAGAAAUCGCCCGAGAGAAAGUCAGGAGCGCCAUCCAAGAGCUGGUCGAAGAAAACAAACGCUUGAAGACGAAGCUCGCCGGUAUGGAGACACAGAUGUCCAGCCUCGUGGCCGAACGCAACGCCCUCGCCAAGCGGCUGCAGGCAGCCAACGGCGAAGAGGAGAAGGGAGAGGACGAGCAGCAACAGCAGGAGAGUAUGCACCGCUCCGGCGGCCGGCCCAUCAGAAAGUCCUCCCAGUCCAAGGCCUCCAAAUUCUUUGGAGCAGUCGUCGAAGAGGCCGGCCCGGUCGAAACGCUCAAGAUCGAAGAGGAGGGACUGCUCAUGUGGAGGAACGAGAUGGACAACACAAUCGAGGUGCGCGGCGGCACUUUGGAAAAGCUCGUCUUGCGGCUUUUGCACGAGGCCACGCCACGCCUCUCGCCCGAGUUCAUCACCGAUUUCAUCCUCACCCAUCGGAGCUUCACCACGACCGACGAAGUGCUUACCCACCUCAUCAAAAAAUAUCAUGACUGCACCGCAGAAGUGGAGAAGGAGGAUAAAAUCACACGACUGCGCAUUUGUACGGUCUUGGAACUGUGGGCCGAACUGCAGGGCGAGGACCUGGCGCCCGAGGAGAAGUUCCUCACCUUUGUCAAAACGCGCUUGCAGGCCGUCGACGGGGAGCGGCUGGCGCAAGGAAUUCUUCGCCGGCUGUCCGUGUGGCUCAACGACCCCCAGGGCAGUGGGCCAGACAGUCCGAAACUGUCGCAGUGCUUGAGCGGCGAGCUGGAGUCGACGACCAGCAGUGAAGACGUCAGAAAGACACCGACCAAAAGCUCAUCGCCCCGAAAUUCGUCGUCGCCCCGCCUGACCCGAAAGCUGGCCCCCAUCAAGCAGCCCAAGCCCCUCAUCCCCAGGAUCAAGGAUGCGGCCGAGCUGACGCUGGACGACAUCGAGCCGGUGGAGCUGGCCCGGCAGAUGACCCUGCUCGACUAUGCGCUGUUCCAAAAGAUUCGACCGUCGGAGUACAACAACGUGGCGUGGACCAAGAAGAACAAGGAGAUCGCGUCGCCCAACCUGCUCCGGUUCAUCAGGCGGUUCAACGACGUGUCGAUAUGGGUGCAGAACACCAUCCUCUCGGGCAAGAGCGCCAAGAAGCGCGCGGCGCUGGUGGACAACUUCGCCAAGGCGGCCGUGGCCUUCCGCAAGCUCAACAACUUCAACGGCGUGAUGCAAAUCGUGUCCGCGAUGGAGGGCGCCGCCGUGCAUCGCCUCCAGAAGACCUUUGAACGGGUGCGACCCAAGUCGAGGACCAAGUACGCCGAGCUUCUCGAGCUCAUGUCCUCCUCGGGCUCCUACAAAUUCUAUCGAGAGGCGCUCGCGGCAGCGACUCCGCCCAUUGUGCCCUACAUGGGCAUGUACCUCACCGAUCUCAUGACGCUCGACGAAGUGCACAAGAACAUGCUCGAACCCAGCCAGCCCACCUACAUCAACUUCACCAAGAGGGUACAGAUCGCGUCGGUGAUGAAGAAGAUCUUAGAGCAGCAGAGCGCAGACUAUGCCCUUCAGCCCAUCGAUUGCAUUCAGGAGUGGUUCGUGGCCCAGCUUGACCAAUUCGGCGCGACAUCGGAGGACGCCCUGUUCAGUAUGUCACUCGUCGCCGAGCCCCGUGAGGGUUAA
Acanthamoeba castellanii str. Neff is the source of this 1764-nucleotide messenger RNA. RefSeq names its product RasGEF domain containing protein. Gene Ontology annotation, biological process: Ras protein signal transduction; positive regulation of GTPase activity. NCBI's taxonomy places the organism in Eukaryota, Discosea, Longamoebia, Acanthamoebidae. Bases 1 to 1764 code for a protein of 587 amino acids. The transcript is spliced from 12 exons. Gene Ontology annotation, molecular function: guanyl-nucleotide exchange factor activity. Gene Ontology annotation, cellular component: plasma membrane. The record is from RefSeq and is a predicted model, not a curated record.